UUUUCAAUAUACUGCACAUCUUCCUCUAAAACAGACGAAAGAUCGCUGACCCAAGAAGAUAACAGUCCAUGGCGACUCAACUCAAACCCAACUUAACACAGAAACAGCUCCAUCCAUCUAACUGGCUCAGCGCACUUAAAGCCAUGGUCAAGAUUGGCAGCUGUUAAAGACGCAUUAUCCGGGAUCGAAAAUAAAGGUUGUUUGGAGCAUUUUUGGAAUGGGUGAGGAAACGCAUGAUACAAUGAACCUGGAUUUGAAUCUGGGUCCUACUCCUGAGACAGGGUCAGGUUCAGUGUCUAAUGAAGGUUUGGGCUGGGAUGCUUCGGUUAAUAAUCGGUUCAAUAGGAUUAGAGAAGCUGUUCGGCGUCGACGGUGGAGAUGGCAGCAGGUUCAAUUUCCUGCUGCAACUCAGAACCUAUCUGUGGAAUUGGAUCAGUUCAUGGUGAAUUUGGACAAUGCAAGUACGUUACAGGCAGGUGAGGGCAGCAUCAUUCCAGAGGAAAGAACGAGUGAUGUGCCCAAAUCAUGUGAGAAUACCAAUGGAUUAUUGGAAGAUGAAGUUUCAGAAAACAAGGAUGAUGUUGAGAAGGGAGUUAGCAAUGAUGUGGGUUUCUUUGAUUGUAACAUAUGCCUGGAUUUGGCCCGGGAACCUGUCGUAACUUGUUGCGGUCACUUGUUUUGCUGGUCUUGCCUCUACCGAUCAUUACAUAAGCAUUCUGAUGCAAAAGAAUGUCCUGUUUGUAAAGAAGAGGUGACAAUUAAAACUCUGACCCCGAUUUAUGGCAGGGGGAAAGUCAACCUUGAGCCAGAAGAGGACUCCGGUCUUAAGAUCCCUCCUCGGCCCAAUGCACGGCGGGUGGAGAGCUGGAGGCAAACUAUUCAAAGGACUGCUUUAAAUCUCCCAGUGGAGGAGAUGAUUCGCCGACUUGGAAGCAGAUUUGAUUUGACCCGUGAUCUGACUCCACCAAGGGAGGCCGAAACGACAGAAAUAACUGAUUCUGUCCUUAACAGGAUAUUGACAUCUCGGGGAUUGCGUGGAGAGCAAACUACAGUUGUGUCCCUUGAUGAUGUUGACUUGAGGCCUAGCAGCACAAAUGGUACUGAUGUUAUGUCCUCCCGAGUUCAUUCUUUGUUCCGUCAAAGACAAUCACAAUUACGAAGAGUUGCAAGAUUUACUUCUCUGUCAUCUGGAUUGAAUUCAACAGAAAGGAUAGUUGAAGCAUAUCUCCGAAGCAACGCGGUGGGAAGAAACCAGGAGCAGCCACCCCAGGUGGAUGAUAGAGAUUCGUUCUCAAGCAUUGCUGCUGUAAUAAACUCAGAGAGUCAAAUGGACACUGCUGUGGAAAUAGACUCCGAAGUAUCACUUUCGGCUUCAUCUUCCAGAAGGAGAAAUGAUAGUUUCAGAGUUUCAGAUGUUGACAGCGGUGACUCUCGAGCACAUAGAAGGAGACGACUGAACUAGGACCAUGUUUAGUUCACAAAGAAUUCAGCUAUAGUUUGGAUGUGAAUCAAAAUGUUACCAUCAUUUCCUUGGAGAAACAAAUUUGUUGGGAGCUAGAAAGGAGGACCCAUCUUUAGUUUUUUACUCUCCAUGUACAUAAACAAUGUAUGUGAUAAUCUUGUUUUUAAUAAUUGUUUUGCAAAGAAGGCCUGGGAAAGUUGUUAAUUUUCAUCCCCAACUUUCUUAUCUGUAUUUCACUCAUGGAUGAUGUGUUUGUGUCCUACAACUGUAUUGUUUUAAGGUCUCUCCACUAAUGUGGACUUUGAUCGACCAAAGUUUAUUACCACUCAUUUUCUCUUAAAAUUUCCUUUAUGCUAAUUUUCCAAAUCAAUUAUUAUUCAA
Messenger RNA from Gossypium raimondii (Peruvian cotton), 1843 nucleotides. RefSeq lists its product as uncharacterized. Gene Ontology annotation, biological process: ubiquitin-dependent protein catabolic process. The transcript has 2 exons. Bases 218 to 1462 code for a protein of 414 amino acids. Lineage: Eukaryota; Viridiplantae; Streptophyta; Magnoliopsida; Malvales; Malvaceae. Gene Ontology annotation, cellular component: endoplasmic reticulum. The record is from RefSeq and is a predicted model, not a curated record. Gene Ontology annotation, molecular function: ubiquitin protein ligase activity; ubiquitin-like protein conjugating enzyme binding.